AUAUAACUGCGGACUGGUCAACUCCUUUCUCGUGUUCUCCUCUCACCUCGAAGCCUGGUAGGGCGACGCGAUGGGCGAGGAGGGUGCUCGCAAGUCAUCCUCAGUAUAAAAAGAUGGUUCGCCCCUGACGGCACGGCCGUCUCGCUGCAUCCAUACGGGGGCGCAACCAUGACAAUUCUUGUGGCCACCGUGUUUCUUGGCCUCGCGUCGUACGCGCUGGCCGAUGGGCUCCACCACCUCGACAUUGCCAAGGUCGGCAAUGUGGGCUAUGUGGCCCGUGGUCCCGGAGCCCUCCAGUACCACCAGAGCGGAGGCGUGAUCCCUGAGGGUGUGCCCACCGUUUCUCGCGGCCAUUCCGGCACCACCGUUCACGGACCUCCCAUCACCGACACCCACGGCGUCAGUGUCUCGCAGCCCGCCGUAACCGUCACUCAGCAACGUGUGGUGCAGCCCGCCAUCACUGUGACCCAGCAGCGGCCCGCUAUCACUCUGACCCAGCAGAGGGUCGUGCAGCCGGCCAUUACUGUGACACAGCAACAGCCCGCUGUCACCUACACCCAGCAAAGGGUCGUGCAGCCGGCAGUGACCCUUACCCAGCAGCAACCAGCCAUCACCGUCACUCAGCAGCGGGUUGUCCAGCCUGCAGUGACCGUGACUCAGCAGCAGCCGGCCAUAACGCUCACUCAGCAGCGAGUGGUACAGCCAGCUAUCGCUGUGACACAGCCCGGAAUCGCCAUCACUCAGCACCGCGUCGUUCAGCCGGCUGUCACCGUGACCGAGCACCAGCCGGCCGUCACGGUUACCCAGACACAGCAGCGCGUCGUCCAGCCGGCCACCGUCGUCAGCCCCGUGCCCGGCAUCGCCGUGACCCAGCACCGCGUUGUGCAGCCUGGAGGUCUGGCCGUGAGCCACAUUCCCGGAGCCGUGUACACCACACAGGGCGCCUACGGAGUCGGAGGUACUUACGGUAUCACGCUUGUCAGGCCUGGUGGUAGUUACGGUUUUGGUUACGGAAUUGGCGGCGCUCAUUAUGGCGCAGGCCUGCUCCUCCACCACCAGCCAGGACAAGCCGUGACCACGGUGCACCCGGGAGCCGCUUAUGGCUACGGGGCUGUGGCUUACCGUCCAGGACAGGCUAUCACCACGGUGAGGCCCGGAUCGGCCUACGGCUACGGAGCCGUGUCCUACCAGCCGGGAUCCACGGUUACUACUUACAGGCCCGGAACGGCCUACAACAUCAAUGCUGUGACCUACCAGCCGGGCUCUGCGGUCACGACCGUUAAACCCGGAGCGGCUUACGGUGCCGGCACGCUUACCUACCAGCCAGGCUCUGCGAUCACCACAGUUCGGCCAGGUUCCGCGGCUUACGGCGUGACCACCGUCACCCAGCCGGGCGCUGGCGUCGUGCAGCACACCCCGGGAUACAUCUAUGGUCUCGGCUAUGGAACGCGUACAAUUGGCAUCCCUGAAAUUCAUUACCACACUAGGCCUGUCAACUUCGGCUACGGAUACGGCUUGGGCGGUACCCGCUAUGGCUCGCUGUACCAUCCUGGUGCGGUCGUGCACGGUGAGGGUUUCGGUCUUCUGCACACCCCGGGAGCCACUGUUUACCACCACGCUCCAGGCGUCGCUGUGACCAGCCCGGGAGCGGCUGUGACCACCUACAAGACCGCCACCGUCUCCGCUCCCGGCGCCGCCAUUGUACACACAGCUCCCGGUCCAGCAGUUACUACCUACAGGACCGCCACCUUGACUGCGCCUGGCGGCGCUGUUGUCCAGCAAGUUCCAGGCGUCACCACGUACAGGACCGCCACCGUGACUUCUCCAGGGGGCGCUGUUGUCCAGCAAGUCCCUGGCGUCACAACCUACAGGACUGCCACCGUGACUGCUCCAGGAGGCGCUGUUGUCCAGCAAGUCCCAGGCGUCACCACUUACAGGGCCGCCACCGUCACCUCUCCAGGAGGCGCUGUUGUUCAGCAGGUUCCAGGCGUCACUACGUACAGGACCUCGACUGUCACUUCACCAGGAGCCGCUGUUGUCCAGCAGCCGGGAGUCGCCGUCACUGGCGUCAGAACGUACACCGUCCCAGGCUCAGCCGUCGUCCAGCAGAUUCCGGGAGUUACCACCUACAGAACUGGCGCUGUCACCACUCCCGGAUCUGCUAUCGUGCAGCAAGUUCCAGGCGCCGUCACUACUUACAGGACAGCUACCAUCUCUGCUCCUACGGCCACCGUAGUCCAGCGUCCAGGUGCCGUUACCACCUACAGGACGGCCACCAUCAGUGCCCCAACCGGCACUGUCGUUCAGCAGCCCGGUAUCACCACCUACCGCACCACGGCCCUGCAGCAGCCAGACAUCCACGUCUUUCACCAGCCAGCAGUGGCCACUGGCACCCUCGUCGCCCCUGUCAGCACCGGCGCCGUGACAACUUACAAAACUGCGGCCGUCGGCGCUCCGGGUGCGGCUAUUCUUCACCAGCCAGCGGUGUCUGUUGUCCAUCAUCCAGCUGUUGCCACCGGUUCCGUCGUGACCCCAGUCACCGGAGCUGCUGUUACCACGUACAGGACGGCCACCGUGACCACACCCGGACAGGCCGUUGUCCACCAGAUUCCGGGAGCCGUGGUGCACAGUCCGGCUGUCGCUACUACCGUCGUUGGCCACCCAGCCGGUGCCGUCGGUGUGACCCCAGGACAAAGUAUCAUGUUCGGAGUCGGAGGACUCCGCUACGCCGGCGGUAUCGACGAUGCCGUUCAGGGCGCCCUCAACGGAGCGGCCCUCAUCCAAGCGGCUCCCGCCCCCGUGGCGGUCACGAAUGUCCUCCCAGGUUCGGUAACGUACCACGGUGCCGCCGCCGCCGUUCCAGCCUCGGCUGCUGUGCUGCACCACGUGCCCACGGAAGCCGAGCUCAGGCAGCUCAUCACCUACGGCUACGGCUACGGCCUCGGAGGCGUUCGCUACAGCCAUGCUACGGCUCCGGCCUCCGUGGUGACAUCUCCGGCUGCCGUGGUCCACGAGGCAGCCCCAGCUGUCGUUACGUCGCACGCUAUCCCGGCUGCAGUCCAGCACUACGCUCAGCGGUACAUCUCGUACGGCCCGACCACCACCCUGAAGUACACCGUGGACCCCAGCGUCCAGCCCCUUCAGACUCUCAAGAAGAAAUAGACGGUAACCUCCACGCGCAGGAACCACUCCGCAGCACCAACACGGAUGAUUAUGACGAGAAUUUUAGAGAGCCGAGGCGCGCGAUCUUCUAUUUAUUCCAGCGUUCUCCUCUUCACUUCUUUGUCCUCGCUGACGUCACGAGGCGAGUGCCGGUUAUAGCCUGGGUGGGACUGGACGCGAAACCCACGAUGCCAUGUUCCCGCUCCCAGUCAAGUACGGGACUGCGCCCCAGCGAAAGGCGAGAGACUGUUCGCGCGAAUAAAA
This is a messenger RNA of Rhipicephalus sanguineus (brown dog tick), 3426 nucleotides long. RefSeq lists its product as uncharacterized. The coding region runs from base 169 to 3162 and encodes 997 amino acids. The transcript has 4 exons. NCBI's taxonomy places the organism in Eukaryota, Metazoa, Arthropoda, Arachnida, Ixodida, Ixodidae. The record is from RefSeq and is a predicted model, not a curated record.